GAGCGGAGUGUACCGAGCUGGCGGUGGAGAGAAGCACUGGGAACCGCGAGCAUGUCCACGCUGCGUACACUGCGAGAGACGCCCCGGCACUUACUGGUCUGUGAGAAAUCCAACUUCAGCCACGACAAGUCGCGCCACCGGCAUCUCGUGGAGACGCACUAUCAUAAUUACAGAGUUUCAUUUCUUAUUCCUGAAUGUGGGCUACUAUCAAAAGAACUGAAAGGCCUGGUCAUGGAAAUUGGGCCCUAUUACUCUGUGAAGCACUUACCUCUUCAUGAAUUAAUUACGCAUGAAUUCAUCAACACCUUUGUAAAGAAAGGUUCGUGCUGUGCAUUAACAUACAAUACUAGUAUUGAUGAAGAUAAUACUGUUGCCCUCCUACCAAAUGGGAAAUUAAUUUUAUCCCUGGAUAAAGAUACUUAUGAAGAAACUGGACUUCAAGGUCGUCCAUCUCAGUAUUCUGGCAGAAAAACUAUGAAAUUUAUUGUUUCCAUUGAUUUGAUGGAUUUAUCCCUUCACCCGGAUUCUAAGAAAUCUGAAAGAAUAUCUUGGUCCUUCAAAGAAAAGAAGCCUUUGAAAUUUGAUUUUCUUUUGGCUUGGCAUCAUACAGGUGCAGAAGAAUCAACGAUGAUGUCGUACUUUUCCAAAUACCAAAUUCAGGAGCAUCAGCCCAAAGUGACGUUGAACACAGUGAGAGAGCUGCAGUGCCCAGUGCUGCAGAGCAGUGAGCUCAAAGGAGAGCCCGAGGAGGCCUGCAGUGCCCUGGAGCUCUUCGACUGGCUUGGCGCAGUCUUCUGCAAUGCGGACCUGAAUAAUGAGUCUAAUGAUUUCAUAUCAACCUAUUGCUGUCCCCAGCCAAGCACAGUGGUAGCCAAAGCUUGUCUGUGUACAAUCACCGGCCUCAUACUUCCAGAGAAGAUCUAUGUUCUGCUAGAGCAGCUGUGUCACUACUUUGAUGAACCAAAGUUAGCUCCAUGGAUCACCUUGUCAGUUCAAGGCUUUGCAGACAGCCCUGUGUCGUGGAGAGAGAAUGAACAUGGCUUUCGAAGAGGAGGAGAACACUUAUACAACUUUGUGAUUUUUAAUAAUCAGGACUAUUGGCUUCAAAUGGCUGUUGGAGCAAAUGACAACUGCCCACCGUAAAAUACAAAGUUUAAAA
Messenger RNA from Nannospalax galili (Upper Galilee mountains blind mole rat), 1159 nucleotides. RefSeq names its product ribonuclease P/MRP subunit p40 (gene Rpp40). The coding region runs from base 52 to 1143 and encodes 363 amino acids. Gene Ontology annotation, cellular component: multimeric ribonuclease P complex; ribonuclease MRP complex. The record is from RefSeq and is a predicted model, not a curated record. Gene Ontology annotation, biological process: tRNA 3'-end processing; tRNA 5'-leader removal; endonucleolytic cleavage in ITS1 to separate SSU-rRNA from 5.8S rRNA and LSU-rRNA from tricistronic rRNA transcript (SSU-rRNA, 5.8S rRNA, LSU-rRNA). Gene Ontology annotation, molecular function: ribonuclease P activity; ribonuclease MRP activity. The transcript is spliced from 8 exons. Lineage: Eukaryota; Metazoa; Chordata; Mammalia; Rodentia; Spalacidae.